Molecule: messenger RNA, 1819 nt
Organism: Lottia gigantea (owl limpet)
Lineage: Eukaryota; Metazoa; Mollusca; Gastropoda; Lottiidae
Exons: 13
Coding region: 41-1819 (592 amino acids)
Cellular component (GO): cytoplasm
Molecular function (GO): calcium ion binding; calcium-dependent phospholipid binding
Source: RefSeq, a predicted model, not a curated record
AUUAAGUGGUAAUUUGUCUACAACUAUAAAAUGUUUGUGUAUGAAACCAGCAGAAUUUGAUGCUUACCAACUCAGAAAGGCCAUCAAGGGAUUAGGAACAGAUGAAGAUGUUUUAAUAGAAAUAUUAUGUACCAGAUCUAAUGCUCAGAUAAAUCAUAUCAAAACAGUUUAUAAACAAAAAUUCAACAAAGAUCUGGAGAAAGAUAUAAUUGGAGAUACGUCUGGUCAUUUUAAGCGUCUGCUGGUGACGUUAGUACAGGCGAAUCGUAACGAUAGUAACCAGAUUGACAGAAAUAAAGCUCAUCAGGAUGCCAAGGCUCUGUAUGAAGCAGGAGAGAAGAAAUGGGGCACGGAUGAAUCUAGAUUCAAUGUGAUACUAGGAAGUCGAAGCUACCCUCAGUUACGUGCCACGUUUGAAGAAUAUAAGAAGAUAUCAAAGAAGGAUAUUGAACAAGUUCUAAAGAGUGAGAUGUCAGGAGAUAUAUUAAGAGCUAUGUUAACUAUUGUAAGAUGUGUCAAAAAUAAAGUCGGCCAUUUUGCUCGUCAACUCCAGAAAACCAUGAAAGGUCUUGGAACUGAUGAUGAUACUCUAGUAAGGGUUGUGGUCUCUCGAUGUGAAACAGAUUUAGUUCAAAUUAAAGAAGAAUUUGAAAAAUUGACUGGACAGACUUUAGAACAAUAUAUUGCAGAUGAUAUCUCUGGAGAUUAUCGUAAUGUUAUUCUAGCUCUGGUUUUAGGUGGUGAUCCACCAGAUACAGCAUCAAAAUCUGGUAAAGGUUUUGUGGAAGCUGUUAAAAAUAAAACAGAUGAACAAUUAGAUGAGGAUGUUAAAUUAGAAAAUGAACCAAGACAGGAAGAUCCUACUGUCAAACCAUUUGAAGGUUUUAAUGCUGAAGAAGACUGUGAGGUUCUGAGAAAAGCUAUGAAAGGAUUUGGAACUGAUGAGGCCGCCAUCUUGAGUGUGUUGCCACGACGAUCAAAUGAACAGAGAAUAGAGAUAGCUAAAUCAUUUAAAACAAUGUUCGGAAAGGAUUUAGCCAGUGAGUUGAAAAGCGAAUUGAGUGGUAAUUUUAAAACAAUUUGUACAGAUCUAUUGUUAUCUAGUGCUGAAUUUGAUGCUAAAAAACUCAAUAAAGCCAUCAAGGGUUUAGGUACAGAUGAACAAGUUUUAGUGGAAAUUAUUUGUACCAGAUCAAAUGAACAACUGAAAACUAUUAAAGAAACUUAUAAAUCAUUAUAUAAUAAAGAACUAGAGAAAGAUGUAGAAGGUGAUACAUCUGGUCAUUUCAAACGAAUUCUUGUAUCCAUACUACAAUGUAACAGACCAGAGGGAACAGAAUUUGAUAGAAAUAAGGCCAGACAGGAUGCUCAAGCUUUACAUGAAGCAGGAGAGAAGAAAUGGGGAACUGAUGAAUCAAGAUUUAAUGUUAUCUUAUCAUCGAGAAGCUACGCACAAUUACGAGCUACCUUCCAAGAAUAUGCCAAGCUGGCUAAUAAUGAUAUUGAAGAUGUUAUAAAGAGUGAAAUGUCUGGUGAUAUCAAAAACAGUAUGUUAGCCAUUGUGAAGUGUAUUCGUAACAAGGCAGCGUAUUUUGCUAGUGAGUUAUAUCGUGCUAUGAAAGGUCUAGGAACUGAUGAUGACACGCUGGUAAGAAUAGUCGUCUCUAGAUGUGAGGUGGACAUGGUUCAAAUUAAAGAAGAAUUUCAGAAGAAUUAUAAACAAACUCUGGGAAUGUUUAUCACGGAUGAUACCUCUGGGGAUUAUAAGAAAGCUUUAUUAAUUCUGAUUGGAGAUGAGGCACCUAGUAAGAAAAAAUAG